Centropristis striata (black sea bass) is the source of this 2469-nucleotide messenger RNA. RefSeq names its product cell division cycle 73, Paf1/RNA polymerase II complex component, homolog (S. cerevisiae) (gene cdc73). Gene Ontology annotation, molecular function: RNA polymerase II complex binding. The record is from RefSeq and is a predicted model, not a curated record. Gene Ontology annotation, biological process: transcription elongation by RNA polymerase II; positive regulation of transcription elongation by RNA polymerase II. Lineage: Eukaryota; Metazoa; Chordata; Actinopteri; Perciformes; Serranidae. The transcript has 17 exons. Gene Ontology annotation, cellular component: Cdc73/Paf1 complex. The coding region runs from base 23 to 1615 and encodes 530 amino acids.
CACUACAUCAAGACAAGUGAAGAUGGCGGAUGUGUUGAGUGUUCUUCGUCAGUAUAACAUCCAGAAAAAGGAAAUCGUCGCCAAAGGAGAUGAAGUUAUAUUUGGAGAGUUCUCCUGGCCGAAAAAUGUCAAGACCAACUACAUAAUCUGGGGUACUGGUAAAGAGGGCCAGCCCAAAGAGUACUAUACUUUGGACUCUAUCUUGUUCUUGCUCAACAAUGUGCAUCUCCCCCAUCCAUCCUAUGUGCGGCGAGCUGCAACAGAGAACAUCCCUGUUGUCAGACGACCUGAUCGAAAAGGCUUAUUGGCGUAUCUCAAUGGCGAAAGUUCUACAUCGACAAGUAUUGACAGAAGUGCACCUAUAGAAAUAGGUUUGCAAAGGCCAACACAAGUCAAAAGAGCAGCUGAUGAAGUAUCUUCUGAAGCCAAAAAACCAAGGAUUGAGGAUGAGGAACGAGUGCGUCUGGAUAAGGAGCGUCUGGCUGCCCGUCUGGAGGGCCACAAAGAGGGCAUCGUGCAGACUGACCAGAUCAGGUCACUGUCUGAGGCCAUGUCAGUGGAGAAAAUCGCAGCCAUCAAGGCCAAGAUUAUGGCCAAGAAACGUUCCACCAUCAAAACAGAUCUGGAUGAUGACAUAACCCUGAAGCAGAGAAGCUUUGUGGACGCUGAGGUGGAUGUCACCAGAGAUAUCGUCAGCAGAGAGAGGGUCUGGAGGACCAGGACAACCAUCCUCCAGAGCACUGGAAAGAAUUUCUCCAAGAACAUCUUCGCCAUCCUUCAGUCAGUGAAAGCCAGAGAAGAAGGGCGAGCACCGGAGCAGAGGCCAGCACAGAACACUACUCAAGUGGACCCGUCCCUAAGGAACAAGCAGCCUGUCCCUGCUGCCUACAACAGAUACGAUCAGGAGCGAUUCAAAGGGAAAGAGGAAACUGAGGGUUUCAAGAUCGAUACCAUGGGCACCUACCACGGCAUGACCCUGAAGUCAGUGACGGAAGGAGCAUCUGCUCGUAAGGCCCAGACGCCGGCGCUGCAGCCUGUCCCUCGUCCAGUUUCACAAGCCAGACCCCCACCGAACCAGAAGAAAGGGUCCCGGACGCCCAUCGUCAUCAUCCCCGCCGCCACCACCUCGCUCAUCACAAUGCUCAAUGCUAAGGAUCUCCUGCAGGAUCUUAAGUUUGUCACGCCCGAAGAGAAGAAGAAGCAAGGCAUCCAGCGUGACAAUGAGGUUCUGCUUCAGAGGCGCAAAGACCAGAUCCAGCCUGGCGGCACAACACUGAGCGUCACUGUGCCAUACCGUAUCAUCGAUCAACCGCUCAAACUGGCUCCACAAGACUGGGAUCGAGUGGUGGCUGUGUUUGUGCAGGGUCCCGCCUGGCAGUUCAAAGGCUGGCCAUGGCUGCUGCCUGAUGGCUCCCCUGUCGACAUUUUCGCCAAAAUUCGAGCCUUUCACUUGAAGUAUGACGAGGCAAAGACGGACCCCAACGUGCAGAAGUGGGACGUGACUGUCCUGGAGCUGAGCCGCCACAGGCGCCAUCUGGACCGGCCCGUCUUCCUGCGCUUUUGGGAAACCCUCGACAGAUACAUGGUGAAACACAAAUCUCACCUCAGGUUCUGAGCCCAGAUCACAGCGUCCAUCUCUGAAAAAUCCCACAAACAAAUUCUUCGACCCUCCAACUCCCCUCAGUCCACUUCUUGCAGACGUAGCCCCUCUCUGCUGAGCUGCCAUCCCAUCUUCCAACAGGAGAUCUCUUUUCUAACAGGAGAAGGAGGACACAUUAUCCAGCGGACUUCCUCCAACACUUCCUCGAGGACUCCUGAUGCAUUUUGCUGGAUUUUGCUCUGGACACUGGAGAGGAGAUUUAGGGGAUUUUUUUGUUUGUUUUUGUUGUAAUUAUUUUCUAAUGUUUCAUGUAGUUAAACAAAAAUACCAAAAUAUGUUUUAUAUCAAAAGAAAACAUACUGUGGAAACAACUUAAAUGAGAUGUUAAGCAACAUAAUGGGGUCAGAGGAAGAGAGGAUUUCCUUUUUGUCACUGUUUAAGAGUUCAGCUGAGAAACGUUUAGAUGGAAAGAAACAGAAAAACGACAAACAAGACAGCCACUGAGUUUGAGGAAAGACACUUCCUUUACACUUAUCUUUGUUUUUCUUUUGGGUGUUUGUGGUCUGAAUGUACAUAUAUGAUAUGAAAUGAUCAAACCUGUCAGAUCCAAAGCUCUUUGAGCAGAGAGGACGAUGCAGGUAAGUGAUUUUGUUAAUACUGCUCUGCUCUUGCUCAGCGAGAUGAUCUCAGUCAAGCAUUCAGUUCCUAGCUCAGUUUCUGACGGAUCAGCACAUCUCCUGGUCAUGCAAUGACCUUGUUAAAGUCUUCUUUUUCUUCUUUGUUGGUGUUGUGCUAGAGGAGAGACAUUAAGGAAAGUUUUGCUUUAAGUCGUCACAUGAAAAUAGACAAUAAAGCCUCAGAAAAACAAA